Messenger RNA from Fusarium musae, 1191 nucleotides. RefSeq lists its product as uncharacterized. Lineage: Eukaryota; Fungi; Ascomycota; Sordariomycetes; Hypocreales; Nectriaceae. The record is from RefSeq and is a predicted model, not a curated record. Gene Ontology annotation, molecular function: protein binding. The coding region runs from base 1 to 1191 and encodes 396 amino acids. The transcript has 2 exons.
AUGCCUGGAUCCGAUAAAGAAAACGACGGCCAUGCGCACAUCGAAGUCCCUAGUGACAGCGACAAGCCUUCACCGCGCCCAGAUGGCGAGUCAAGCCCUGGCCUCAGGAACAGCAAGGGUUGGGAUGGCAAGCUUCGCAUGCCAAAGUCAGCUUCCAUGACAAACCCAGAGGCUCUCACCGAUUCUGACUACUCCGACGAUGAGAAUGUCAUGAAGGGAGAGCAGAUCGACGCUGAUGAGGGUAUGUGCUGCACAUCAGCUUACAAAGAGGGACAGUUUGGACUAACACGUGCAGAUCUCCUUGAUGACGAAGAUCCCGAGACGGACGAAAUUAUGUGUUCGCACUCUCGAAUCGCUUCGAUUUCCUCUCUACGCCUCGAACGCUUCAAGAAUGUUUCCCGUAUCUGCCUCCGCCAAAACAGCAUCGAGCAAAUCGACGGCCUAUCCGCCCUAGCCGAGACCCUCGAAGACCUAGACCUCUACGACAACCUCAUUUCGCACAUUCGCGGCCUCGACGAGCUAACAAACCUUACAAGUCUCGAUCUGAGCUUCAACAAAAUCAAGCAUAUCAAGCACAUCAACCACUUGACAAAACUCAAGGAAUUAUACCUUGUCGCCAACAAGAUUGGCAAAAUCGAGGGGCUGGAGGGGUUGGAUAAGUUGACAUCUCUUGAGCUUGGAUCGAACCGCAUUCGCGAAAUCAAGAAUCUCGACUCUCUGAAGGCGAUCGAAGAGCUUUGGUUGGCCAAGAACAAGAUUACUGAGCUCACUGGUCUCGGUGGUAUGCCUAACCUUCGACUACUGAGCAUUCAGUCCAACCGUAUACGCGAUUUGUCACCACUCAAGGACGUCCCUACGCUUGAAGAGCUAUACAUUUCACACAACAUGUUGGAAUCUCUAGAGGGUCUGGAGCACAACCCCAAGCUACAUGUGCUGGAUAUCUCAAACAACAAGAUCACCAGCAUCAAGGGUCUCGAGUCACUUGCCGAGCUGGAAGAGUUGUGGGCCAGCUAUAAUCUCAUUGGCGAUUAUAAGGAGGUUGCCAAAUAUCUUGCUGAUAAGAAAGAAUUGACGACGGUGUAUUUUGAAGGAAACCCGCUGCAACUGCAGGAACCUGUGGCAUAUAGGAACAGGAUCCGAAUGACCUUGCCGCAGGUCAAACAGAUUGAUGCCACAUUUGUUCGAACAUGA